AAGAUGGUAGAUAGAGAAGAUGAUUAUAACCAAUCACAAGGUAGAGAAAAUGAUUAUAACCAACUACAAGCAUUAUUUUUAUCAUUAGUUGACAAUAUAUCAGAUCAUGUUCUAGAAACAACUCAUAUUGUGCAAAAACAAAAUCCUAAACAAAAAUACAGUUUUGGAAUAGACUAUGUGAAAAAAGUACUUGACUAUGCAGUCCAGGUUGAUAAAGUUGAUGAAUUCAUUAAUUACUUAGAAAAGUUUAUUGAAAUAAUGAAAGAUAAUUUAGAAAGGCAACAAAAGAAUAUUGAUGAUAAUGAAUAUUUAGAUAUUGAUAAUCCAAUAUGU
Cetraspora pellucida is the source of this 333-nucleotide messenger RNA. Lineage: Eukaryota; Fungi; Glomeromycota; Glomeromycetes; Diversisporales; Gigasporaceae. The record is from the annotation of a GenBank genome assembly.